AUGUCAACAGCUUGUGUGUCAGAGCACGACUCAGUUGCCUUGACGGACGGAAAGCAUCCAUUGCUUGCUUACUCUGCGUUUUCUGCGAUUGACCGGCACCCCAGCAUAAACCAUCCUAGCAAACCAAAUUCAUGGCACCCAUUCUACAGCCAAAUCACUGAUUUUCAAUGGCAGACGCCUAGCGUGCCAGUACCGCAUCUUCUCUUCCGGUACCAGCCACGUGAGUCGGUUAUAUGCUGCCCGGUUGGUCGCAAGUACGCCUUCGAACCAGCAUCGUCUGAAGGUGAAAACAACUGUCACGAAAUGUGCUGUGAAUUGUAUCCUAGAAAACAAGUCUCUGAUCAGGCAUCUAUCCCAGCUAAAAAUGCUACAAUCAAUGAUCGACGAGUCCUUGUACACGAAACGGAUGUCCGCGUUAAGCAUGAAAUAGAUGAGGACCAGGAGGCCUUUCAAAGCAGACCACCUGGAAUUGAUAACAGCCAAUCAACGCUCGCGUCCUACCCGACGCAACUCUUUGCUACCAACAAACACAUGAAGACUGGGUCGAGUGUAUCUGUCAUCUCCUGGACUCCUAACCAGGCUUCCUGUAAAGAGUGCCCCACCAAGAUUUCCCAAGCCUUCACUCCACCAGUAAACAAAUACAGCCAGUUGAACGAGUGUGUAGAUCUGGAAGGGGGCAAAAAGCUAUCACCCGUCGAAGAGAUGCCCAGUGAGCGUCAGUUGCUAGAGAAGGUUACCGAAGUGUCCAACAACAGUCUUAGUGUAAACUGUGUGGAUCAAAAAGCAAAUGGCUCGUUUGAGGUUAAACAUUUUCCUGCAACAGUACCUACUCGGGAUCAAGACAUGUCAGUUGAUGGUCAUCACGAUCGUCCAAAGUCCAAAUCCAAGCACGUGUGUGAUGAGUGUGGCAGGACAUUUACUCGCUCCAGUACACUGCUCACCCACAAGCGCAUUCACACUGGAGCCAAACCGUACGUGUGCCAGCAGUGUGGACGUGCCUUCAGACAGCUGGGUAACCUAUCCCGUCAUCAGCUUACCCACACAACGUCCAAGCCAUACGUUUGCAAGCAAUGCAACAAGGCCUUCAACCGCGCCUCUAACUUGCACACGCACAUGCGCACUCACUCUGAUUACAAGCCCUUCUGCUGCGAUUUCUGCGGCAAGCGGUUUCACCAGAAAGUCGACAUGAAGAUUCAUCGCUACACUCACACAGGUGAAAAACCACAUAAGUGCCAGAAAUGUGGGCGUGGAUUUAAACAGCUGACACACUUGACCUACCACAUGAGGACGCAUUCCGAGGUACGCAUGUACAAGUGUGAGUUCUGUGGCAAGGGCUUCAACCAAAAGGGGAAUCUGAAAGCGCAUGUGUACCGCCACACGGGUGAACGACCGUUCAAGUGCGACAUAUGUGGUAAAGGUUUCACUCUAGCAUCCACGCUGAAUACGCAUAAGAGAACGCACGCCCCUCAUAAGCCAUUCAACUGCCUAUUUUGCGAGAAGGCGUUCUAUCAGAAGAACGCUCUGAAGUCACAUUACAUUGCAUCACACCCCUUCACUGGAGGAGUUUCUUUGUUGUAA
Porites evermanni is the source of this 1578-nucleotide messenger RNA. The record is from the annotation of a GenBank genome assembly. NCBI's taxonomy places the organism in Eukaryota, Metazoa, Cnidaria, Anthozoa, Scleractinia, Poritidae.